GGAGUGGGGACGUUUGCUGUUCUGCCAGCACAGGCCACAGUGGGAGAGGACGAGGUUUUGCCUGUAGACAGACCCGUGUUCCAGCCAUGCAGGUUCCUCAAGAAGUUCUACAGGCUCAAAUGUGCAAAGACCAGAAUUCCUGACAGGAUGCCAGUCGUUGAGCUGGACUACGAGCAGAUUGGAAAAGAAAUCCACUUCCGACGACAAAUUGUGGAGCAGUGCAUUCACGAGACCCUGCUUUUCUUUGCCGGGGCCCUCCAAGACCAGAAGGAGGUGGAAUUCUCCUUUGCAGGCAUUGGCCUCCUUGCUGUGAGGAAAAAUGAGCUCAGCAUGACCUUCUUUGAGGAAUGCCUGCUGGAGCUGGACGCCACAGGGAACAUGCUGGCAGCUCUUCUCAGGGACUCCAAGAUGAUGAGGCUUGUGGCCUUUCCUGGCAAGAACAAUUUUAGCCGUUUCAGACGGGAUGAGGUCAUCACACUGCCAAGGCUUGCACUCGAGAAGGAAUCAUCAGCUGCUGUUUCCCUGAAGCCCAGGAGAGAAUUGGCCCCCUGGGGCGGGGGUUCCCGCAAAUUGAGCGUGAUGGAUCCCGUGUAUAUGGCACGGCGGAGAGUUGCUCUAAGCAGGAGGACGACUAUGAAGGCAGCCGCGAUGGAAAAUGUCAAAGAAGCCACCCGAGUCAGGUUCCUGCCAGUAAUCCACAGCAAGCGCCAGGAGGAGCCAAAGCAGCCCAGGCCUCCAUCUCAGCCACGGGUGCAGCUCCCUCCUUGUGAUCAGCAGCUCUCGGGAACGGAAAUGAGCUCCACCCACAUGAAGAGGGCGGACAAACAGCUAAAGCUGCUGAUGGCAGCCAAGCGUCAAGAGCUGGAGGCAGAAGCCUGGCGCCAAUACCGCGCCAACAGAAUGGGACACAAUGCGGAGCCAAGCCAGAGCCCCUGCCCCCAUCUCUUUGAGGACCCUCAGCAGCCUCCCCACCUCCUGAGAAAGGCCUAUGCUGAGAAGAUGAAAGGGAGGCUACCGGAGAGGGACUCAGGCCAAAGGCCAGCCAGGCACGGAGCACCCAACGGACAGGCAGAGCUGCACCUGCCUAGGAUAGCACAGAAGGGAGAGAAGAUGAAGGUGUUGGAGGUCCGUGGAAGAGCCAUGGGGCUGCCUGCCACAUCCUGAAGCUGCGAGCAGCCUCACCGAGCCCAGCGCUAAGGCUCUUAGCUCUCGUGGCUCUCUCAGAAGCACCACAAAACAGACAGCCACAGGCACCUGGAAAUGUGCAUUUGCUCUAAUGAUUCUAUACU
This is a messenger RNA of Pogoniulus pusillus (Red-fronted tinkerbird), 1289 nucleotides long. Its product is annotated as coiled-coil domain-containing protein 81-like. NCBI's taxonomy places the organism in Eukaryota, Metazoa, Chordata, Aves, Piciformes, Lybiidae. The record is from RefSeq and is a predicted model, not a curated record. Gene Ontology annotation, cellular component: centrosome. The coding region runs from base 148 to 1164 and encodes 338 amino acids. The transcript has 9 exons.